This is a messenger RNA of Penicillium antarcticum, 555 nucleotides long. RefSeq names its product zinc finger CCCH domain-containing protein. Gene Ontology annotation, cellular component: spliceosomal complex; U2AF complex. Gene Ontology annotation, biological process: mRNA splicing, via spliceosome. Lineage: Eukaryota; Fungi; Ascomycota; Eurotiomycetes; Eurotiales; Aspergillaceae. The record is from RefSeq and is a predicted model, not a curated record. Gene Ontology annotation, molecular function: metal ion binding; pre-mRNA 3'-splice site binding. The coding region runs from base 1 to 555 and encodes 184 amino acids. The transcript is spliced from 3 exons.
AUGGCCAACUAUCUCGCCUCCAUCUUUGGUACCGAGCAGGACAAGGUCAAUUGCUCCUUCUACUACAAGAUCGGCGCAUGCCGUCACGGCGACAGAUGUUCGCGCAAGCACGUCAAGCCUUCCUACUCGCAGACUAUCCUGAUGCCCAACAUGUAUCAGAACCCGGCCUACGAUCCCCAGAACAAGAUGAACCCCAGCCAGCUCCAGAACCACUUCGACGCUUUCUACGAGGAUGUCUGGUGUGAGAUGUGCAAGUACGGCGAGCUUGAAGAGCUGGUAAUUUGCGACAACAACAAUGACCACCUCAUCGGUAACGUUUACGGCCGGUUCAAAUACGAAGAAGAUGCGCAAGCCGCCUGCGACGCCCUGAACUCCCGCUGCGGAGAAGGAUGUGUACGUGGAGGGUUCUGCAAUUUCAUUCACCGCAAAGAUCCUUCGGCCGAGCUUGAUCGUGAGCUGCGACUGAGCACCAAGAAGUGGCUCAAGGAGCGCGGCAGAGAUGCGCGCAGCGUCAGCCGCAGUCCUAGCCCUGAGCCUGCCCGCCGGCGGUACUAG